This is a messenger RNA of Antechinus flavipes (yellow-footed antechinus), 454 nucleotides long. Its product is annotated as serine protease inhibitor Kazal-type 6-like. The record is from RefSeq and is a predicted model, not a curated record. NCBI's taxonomy places the organism in Eukaryota, Metazoa, Chordata, Mammalia, Dasyuromorphia, Dasyuridae. Bases 1 to 321 code for a protein of 106 amino acids. The transcript has 5 exons. Gene Ontology annotation, molecular function: protein binding.
AUGAAAGCAACAGGUGCCUUUAUCCUUCUUUCUCUAGCCCUUUUCUGCUUCUUCUCAGAUGUCACCAGUCAAGGAGGAGGAAAGGAAAAAAGAGGCUGGAUCCCAAGGUUAUCGGGCCGAGUGUUUGGGAAAGGUGUCUUAAGGAAUCGUCUCUCUCACGUGGACUGUGGUGAAUUUAAAGACCCCAAGGUAUACUGCACCAGAGAAUCUAACCCUCAUUGUGGCUCCGAUGGCCAGACUUACGGCAACAAGUGUUCCUUUUGUAAAGCUAUGGUGGAAAGUGGUGGAAAGGUGACAUUAAAACAUCAAGGAAAAUGCUGAAGCUUGACUAGUGUUGUGUGUGGCCCAUCCUCCAGUCUCGACUCCUCCAUUUUUUCUCAUCCCUUUCCUUAUUCUUCUUCUGCCUUAUUUUUCUGUGAGGGAAAACACCACAGAGAAACAUCUUUAACUGACC